This is a messenger RNA of Cuscuta epithymum, 862 nucleotides long. The record is from the annotation of a GenBank genome assembly. NCBI's taxonomy places the organism in Eukaryota, Viridiplantae, Streptophyta, Magnoliopsida, Solanales, Convolvulaceae.
AUUAAAACCGAACUGGAUUUUGACAUAUUGAAGGAUUUCACUCUCCAUGUUUUUUCUGACCAAAUAUACGGACUUCUUUAGAUUUUUGGAUUGAAGUGUUUAGUGCUAUUUUGAUGAUUGGAGCUCUUUAGACGGGAAAGCGGAGGAGAUUUGUUUUUGCUUCAAAUAUUUCGGAGUAAUAGAUACUUCAUCCGUCCCGCUAAGAUUGUCCCAUUUUACCUUUUCGGGAAGUCCCACUAAGAUUGUCCCAUACCAAAUUUGGAAUGGAAUCAAAGUUCUUUCGUUUCCUAAAGAUAGUUGGAGUUGGUUUCAAAGCAAGAGCUGAAGCAGAGGGGCGUUUGCUAUACUUAAAACUGGGUUACAGCCAUGAGGUUGAGCUGACUGUUCCUCCGGCUGUUCGUGUGUUUUGCUUCAAACCAAACGUGAUCUGCUGCACGGGGAUCGACAAGCUAAGGACACAUCAAUUUGCUGCAGCCAUCAGAAGCUGCAAACCACCAGAAGUGUACAAAGGGAAAGGGAUAAUGUACAUUGAUGAAGUGAUUAAGAGGAAGCCGGGAAAGAAAUCGAAAUGAGUUCUUCAGUGAUGCUAGAUUGCUUGGUCCCAAACUCCCAAUCCAUGGUUUGUCUAUAUCUUUAAAGAUCACUGCUUAAGGCCGGUAGGCAACAUGCCAUUAGUCAAUUAGUGCAACUUAUUUACCAUUUUUGCGUGGGUGUAUAACCUCUCAUUAUUUAACGACUUCAAUGGAGCAUAUACGAACCAGGUUGUGUUUAUAUUACCAUUUCAGUUUAUUUUGAGCUGAAAUUUCAUAAAUUGAAACAAUUAGUUCAUGUAGCUCUGUUUGGAUGAAUAUUUGAACUUGAC